UUGUAGGAGCUCGUCCAAUGACAGUGUGAUCUUCCUUGAGAUUCCAGUCUUCGCUUGCCUUUAAUUCGGAAUCCUCACGGAGUAGAGCUGUCCCCACUUGCUGCUGAUCAGUUACAUUUUUGGGCAUCUACGACACGCCCGAACGUUCUGCCGUUUUGUACCGGCUAACCACUUUUGGCCGUUGCCUUCGUACAUUUAAGAGCGACCUGCCACCCACAGGCAGACGUUUUCUUGCAACCGCUGCUCAAAUCAAUUGUAAAAUGGCCCCAAAUACGACCCCAGUGACGGUCACUUCUACGACCAGUCAUGUAACGGUCGCGGAAGAGAGAAAGGGUACCGCAAAGCUGGAGGCCCUGCAAAAGGCUGAGGAGUGGGCACAGCAAAAAUGGGAUUCUGAAAGACCAUUCGAAGUGAAUGCCCCUGCACCAGGCGAACCUGUACCGCCCAAGUUCAUGGGCACGUUUCCUUUCCCAUAUAUGAAUGGCAUGUUGCACUUGGGACAUUCCUUUUCCCUCUCAAAGCUUGAAUUUGCGUCAGGCUACGAACGUUUGAAGGGCAAGCGAGUCUUGUUCCCAUUCGGAUUUCACGUGACGGGAAUGCCUAUCAAAGCAUGUGCGGAUAAGCUGAAGAAGGAGAUUGAUAUGUUUGGACCGGAUUUUGAGGGAUUCAAAGAGGAAGAUGAGGCUAAGGAGGAGGCCAAACCCGUGGUGGCGGCGGCCGCCCCGACGGACCCGACCAAGAUCACCAAGAAGCAUGGAAAAGCGAACGCCAAAUCAACUGGUCUGAAAUACCAAUUCCAAAUCAUGCGCUCCAUGGGCAUACCAAAUGAAGAAAUAAAGAACUUUGCCGAUAGUAAGCAUUGGCUUUACUACUUCCCGCCAAUGGCCAUUGAAGAUCUGAAGGCCUUCGGUCUCUCUGUCGAUUGGCGUCGUUCUUUCUUCACAACUGAUAUCAAUCCAUACUUCGACUCAUUUGUUCGCUGGCAAUUCAACAAACUUCGCAGUUCCAACCCGGCGAAAGUCAAAUUUGGAGAGAGAUAUACCAUCUACUCACCCCUUGAUGGUCAGCCUUGCAUGGACCACGAUCGGGCGACAGGAGAAGGUGUUGGGGUGCAAGAGUACACGGGAAUCAAGUUGCAAGUGUUACUGAAGGACCUGAUUGAUACUCCUGAGGCGGAGCGCGAUGAAGUAAAGGGAGUACCAGUUGGCAAAGCGUUGACCUCGCCACAGAUCCUGGAGGCUCUUGGCAACAGGAAACUGUACCUUGUCGCUGCCACUCUCCGACCGGAAACCAUGUAUGGCCAAACCAACUGUUAUGUUGGUGUCGACAUCACGUACGGCAUAUACGCGGUUAACGACUCGGAGGCCUGGGUUUGCACAGAGCGGUCAGCCCGAAACAUGGCCUUCCAAAAGUUGUUCCAAGAAGUUGGUGUUAUCAAAAAGCUUGGCGAGCUGAAGGGGUCUGAUCUGAUCGGCGUACCGCUGAAUGCUCCUUUGUCCAAAUAUGAGAAGGUGUACACCCUUCCCAUGGAAGGUGUGCUAGUGACGAAGGGUACCGGUGUCGUUACUUCAGUCCCCUCCGACUCCCCCGACGAUUAUAUCACCCUUCAAGACUUGAAGAAGAAAGCUGCAUACUACAACGUGCAGCCAAAGUGGGUGGAACCAUUCUUUGACAGCUUUCCUUCCAUCAUUCGCACACCGAACUAUGGAGACCGAGCUGCUGAAGCAGCUGUCAAGAAACUCAAGAUCAAUAGCCAAAAGGACAAAGUCCAGCUGGCAGAGGCCAAAGCGGAGGUUUACAAGGAAGGUUUCUACCAAGGGACCAUGAUUGUUGGAGACUUUGCCGGAAAGUCCGUUCAAGAGGCGAAAACACUCAUUCGCGCACAGCUCAUCGAGCAGGGAGUUGCUUUCCCUUAUUGUGAACCAGAGGGACUGGUCGUAAGUCGAAGCGGUGAUGAGUGCGUCGUCACACUUGCUCCACAGUGGUACAUGGACUAUGGUGAAGAGAGUUGGAAGAAGUUGGCUGAGGAAUGCUUGGCCAACAUGGAGACUUUUAGCACUGAGACUCGUAAUCAAUUUGAAAAGACCUUGGAUUGGCUCGGUCAGUGGGCAUGCUCCCGGAGCUUCGGUCUCGGAAGUCGCUUGCCAUGGGAUCCCCAGUAUCUGAUUGAGUCGUUGAGCGACUCAACUAUAUAUAUGGCGUAUUACACGGUAUCCCACCUCCUGCACGGCGGUACGUUGGACGGCUCAAAGCCAGGAGCGGCCAACGUCAAGGCAGAACAGAUGACAGAUAACGUCUGGGACUACAUCUUGCUAGACGGGCCCAAACCCGCGGACACUACCGUUCCUCAGGAAACAUUGGAUCGCAUGCGGCGGGAGUUCAAGUAUUUCUAUCCGCUAGACCUGCGUGUGUCAGGAAAGGACCUGGUCAACAACCAUUUGUCCUUCUUCAUCUACAACCAUACCGCGAUUUUCCCCAAGGAGUCAUGGCCGAAGGGAGUCCGGGCCAAUGGACACUUGCUGUUGAAUAACGAGAAGAUGUCCAAGUCGACCGGUAACUUUAUGACCCUGCGUGAUGCUCUGAAGGUCUAUGGCGCAGACGCAACUCGCUUUGCCUUAGCCGAUGCUGGGGAUGGUGUCGAAGACGCCAAUUUCCUCGAGAAAACUGCAGAUGACGCGAUCCUUAAGCUCUUCACCGAAAGGGAAUGGGUUGAGGAAGUCCUUACUCAAGUCGCAGAGGGAAAGAUGCGCAAAGGUGCCUACUCGUGGAACGACACGGUGUUCGAGGCUGAGAUCAACAAGUUUAUUGGGGAAGUUGAAAAGGCGUACACCAGUAUGCUGUACCGUGAUGCCUUGAAGUUGGCCUUCUACGAGUUAAGCAAUGCCCGGUCAGAGUACCGAAAAGCGACGACUGGACAGGGAGUCGGAUCCAUGGCCCUCGAGGGUGAAACGUAUGAGGGAAUGCACGAGGAUCUCAUUGUGCGGUACAUUGAGGUUCAAGCCCUCAUGUUGGCGCCGAUAACACCGCACUGGAGUGAGUACAUCUGGAGCACGUUGCUCAAGAAGCCCGAGUCCAUCAAGAAGGCUUUAUGGCCUAAGCAAACUGCGGAACCCAAUGAGUCUUUGCUUGCCGCUGCUGCCUACAUCCGCGGCAUGGCCUCAAAGGUCCGAUCAGCGGAAGACCAAGCCGCUCGUAAGAAGCAAAAGAAAGGCGCAGUGGACAAGGUGGAAAAGAUUGGCAAACUCCGUUUGUACGUAGCUUCAAGCUUCCCUGCAUGGCAGGAUGAAGCUGUGGCAGUUCUGAAGGAGACUUGGGAUGAGUCAACUGGCAAAUUCCAGGGCAAUGAGAAGCAAGCUCUCAUUGCCAAGGGCUUGAUGAAGAACAAGGCAGUUAUGCCUUUCGUUGCAAGCAUAAAGCAAGCCGUGGAAGCUCAAGGACCGGUCGCCUUUGACCGAAAAUUGAGCUUCAACGAAUUGGAGACCCUCCAACUCAACCUAGACUACAUCCGACGGGAAUUGGCUGUCUUGAAAGUCACGUCGGUGGAACUGGUAGAUCAAAAGGCGGCCGCAGCGCCACCUUACGACGCAGAAGAUGCAAAGAAGGCUGAUAAUGCUGUUCCCGGGCAGCCGACUUACCGUUUGCUCUAGAUUGUCGCUGUUAUUUUUUUAUUUCUCAUUUGUUAGACUAGUUUUAUGUUUUCACUUUGAAUUCCCAUGUUUGUCUUGGUUAAUGCACAAAUGACAUUGAUUGAAGGUCCCCACCCUA
Molecule: messenger RNA, 3765 nt
Organism: Spizellomyces punctatus DAOM BR117
Lineage: Eukaryota; Fungi; Chytridiomycota; Chytridiomycetes; Spizellomycetales; Spizellomycetaceae
Product: leucine-tRNA ligase
Exons: 8
Coding region: 261-3647 (1128 amino acids)
Biological process (GO): leucyl-tRNA aminoacylation
Molecular function (GO): leucine-tRNA ligase activity; aminoacyl-tRNA deacylase activity; ATP binding
Source: RefSeq, a predicted model, not a curated record